Molecule: messenger RNA, 1164 nt
Organism: Propithecus coquereli (Coquerel's sifaka)
Lineage: Eukaryota; Metazoa; Chordata; Mammalia; Primates; Indriidae
Gene: C1QTNF2
Product: C1q and tumor necrosis factor related protein 2
Exons: 3
Coding region: 10-999 (329 amino acids)
Molecular function (GO): protein binding
Source: RefSeq, a predicted model, not a curated record
GGGAAAACUAUGCCUGGGGCCUGUGCUUGGCCCGGCGGCAGCCGCUGCGGAAGGCGGGGACGCGGAGCAUCAGGAGCACGGCGGAGAGCUUCCUCGCUGCGACGACCCUGGACGUGGCCGGCAGCAGCGAGGGUCACCACCAUGAUCCCCUGGGUGCUCUUGGCCUGUGCCCUCCCCUGUGCUGCUGACCCGCUGAUUGGCGCCUUCGCUCGCAGGGACUUCCAGAAAGGCUCCCCUCAACUCAUCUGCAGCCUGCCUGGCCCCCAGGGCCCACCUGGCCCCCCAGGAGCCCCAGGACCCUCAGGAAUGGUGGGAAGAAUGGGCUUUCCUGGCAAAGAUGGUCAGGAUGGCCAGGACGGGGACCGGGGGGACAGUGGAGAGGAAGGUCCACCUGGCCGGACAGGUAACCGGGGAAAGCCAGGACCAAAGGGCAAAGCCGGGGCCAUUGGGCGGGCUGGCCCCCGAGGCCCCAAGGGGGUCAGUGGUACCCCUGGGAAGCAUGGCACGCCAGGCAAGAAGGGGCCCAAGGGCAAGAAGGGGGAGCCGGGCCUCCCAGGCCCCUGCAGCUGCGGCAGUGGUCGCGCCAAGUCGGCCUUCUCGGUGGCAGUGACCAAGAGCUACCCGCGGGAGCGGCUGCCCAUCAAGUUUGACAAGAUCUUGAUGAACGAGGGUGGCCACUACAACGCCUCCAGCGGCAAGUUCGUCUGCAAUGUGCCGGGGAUCUACUACUUCACCUACGACAUCACGCUGGCCAACAAGCACUUGGCCAUCGGCCUGGUGCACAAUGGCCAGUACCGCAUCCGGACCUUCGAUGCCAACACCGGCAACCAUGACGUGGCCUCGGGCUCCACCAUCCUGGCUCUAAAGCAGGGUGACGAGGUCUGGCUACAGAUCUUCUACUCAGAGCAGAAUGGGCUCUUCUAUGACCCUUACUGGACCGACAGCCUCUUCACGGGCUUCCUCAUCUACGCCGACCAGGACAACCCCAAUGAGGUAUAGACAGGCCGGGGUUGGGCCUCCCAGCAGGGAAUAGCUUCUGGACUUGGGCGUAUGGCACAAGACCCCUAAACUGUAAGGGGGCUGGGGGUUGAGGGAGCUUCUAGCCUCAGACUGACCUCCUCUGCCUCUUUUUUUCUCCAUCAUUAAAUCCAAGCUUUUUUAUUC